UGCGCAGCCCUUCCAUUUUCAAGCUCGAACCGCGAAACUGAGCAACACGGAGUGGAGGCCUGAAUUUCCAAUUCCUGGUGAACGGAAUCACAAAAUGGAGUAACAGAGGUUAGCCAGCCGCUCUACCCUGUCAAUAAUAGUGACUAACUGUCCUGAUGAAACCUACUCGAGGUUCAGCUCGAUCCUCCACACAGCGUCCUAAAGGUGGAGGUCGGGGUGGAAGAGGGUUCCAGCAACAAAGUCAAAAACAAUUGCCUAAUGAUGGGAGUAUGCAAGAUAAGUCAAGCAAGAACAGCGAAGCAGUGCCUGCGGUGGCUGGAAAAGCCCAAAAAAGCAGAAAGUUGCGAGGACAGGAGAAAUGGAAGCCGUUGAGCAAAUCCUCCAUUGCAGCCAUUGACAACAUGCUGGGUUUGUCAGUGCUAUCUGUUCUCACAUUAAGGAGGAAAGAAAAAGAGGAAUCACAGAAACACCUCAACUUACUAAAGAAUCAGUUCCUCGCAAAAUGUGCCCAGCUCCCUGUGCCAUCACGGAAAUCGGGAAACAUGAUGCAAGUGUCCCAGCAGUUCCAGGCAGAGCGCCAGAAGAUUAACCAUGGCAAAGAAAAACUUCAGGCAUACGAGGAAAGCAGUAAAGAAGUGCUUAGCAAGCUGGAACAGCUGCAGGGAACGAGGGACAUUUUGGAGGACAAGUGCAGGAUCAUGAGGGGCAAACUGGAGACAGAAGAGGAAAAUGCACAGGAGUUUACUCAGCUGUUUGAGCAAGCUGUCCUGCGCCUUCCUGCCUUACCAGCACAUUGCGAUGAUGAGCCUACAUUACAGGAGCAGAUGAUGAGAGUGGUGCCUGAUCCCAAAGCUGUCAUGAAGGCUCUUCAGAACAGUAAGGUCACAGGGCAUGUGAACGACUUCUUGGAAGUGGCACAUAAGCAGGCAGAUCUGCUCUGACUGUAGACACUGGGGACAGUGUCCUGUAAUUUUUCUUUUCCUGUAAAAGUGAAAGUAUUUCAUUACUAGAUAAUGAGAUUUUGUUUUGUUAUCAGCUUUUACAAAUUGUAUGUAUAUGUAAUUGAUAAUAAAAUGGUACUGAACAUUUAA
Molecule: messenger RNA, 1091 nt
Organism: Pygocentrus nattereri (red-bellied piranha)
Lineage: Eukaryota; Metazoa; Chordata; Actinopteri; Characiformes; Serrasalmidae
Product: centromere protein Q
Exons: 10
Coding region: 156-941 (261 amino acids)
Source: RefSeq, a predicted model, not a curated record